Diabrotica virgifera virgifera (western corn rootworm) is the source of this 914-nucleotide messenger RNA. RefSeq names its product protein takeout-like. Bases 114 to 848 code for a protein of 244 amino acids. Lineage: Eukaryota; Metazoa; Arthropoda; Insecta; Coleoptera; Chrysomelidae. The transcript has 5 exons. The record is from RefSeq and is a predicted model, not a curated record.
CACUAUUUAACAAUUAUUGCAUUCUGAUGUAAACUUUGGCAAGCACGAACAGUCAAGACAUAUUUAAGCGUAAAAUUUGUACCUUAUUAAAACUUAUCAAAAACAAAAAAAAAAUGAGAUGGUGCUUACUCAUCCUGUGUAUUUCCGUUGGGUUUGCAUCCAAACUACCUGAUGCUAUUCCACGAUGUAGCAAAAGUAAGCCAGAUUUUAAAGAAUGCGUACAAAAAUCAAUGGAAAUCGGCAUGCGAGUCUUAGCUUCAGGAAACAAAGAACUAGGACUGCUACCCAUUGACCCGCUAUUUAUAAAAGAUAUGAAAAUUUCUUCACAGGGAAGUUCUGUCACUCUCGAGCAGAAAUACCAUAAUAUAAAUGUUCAUGGAAUGACACAUACCGACAUUAAAGCUGUAAAAGCUGAUUUCACAGAUAAGUGUGAAUAUUAUAUCGAGGUAUACUCGCCCGCAUUAAGAAUGGAAGGAGAGUACGAAUUAAAUGGGAAAAUAUUGGUAUUUCCUUUAAAUUCAAAAGGAAAAUGUAACGUAACUUUAGUGGAAAACAAUGCUGUCCAUGCAAUGCAGUGUGAAAGGUAUCAGAAAAAUGGUAAAACGUAUAUGAAAUGGACCAAUUAUACCAUAAUAUUAAAUCCAACCAGGAUGGUAUACGAUUUUGAUAAUCUAUUUCCGGCAAAUCCACAGAUAGAAAAUGAAAUUAAAAAAACACUUAAUGAUAAUAAUCUUGCAAUAUUUAACGAAGUAAAACCAUCGUUUGAACGUAUAUUUAAUAUUAUAUAUCUGAAUAAUGGCAACAAAAUAAUGUCCAAAGUUCCGAUAGAAGAAAUGGUCCUUCCUUAAUUGUCAAGUCAAUACAUAUUAGAUUUAAUUGCAUUCUAAAUGUGUUUUAAUAAAUGUUUUGUUGUC